AUGGAUCAUGCCCUUCUCUUUAUGUUCUUCUUCGUCCCCAUAUUCAUUGUUUCCUUCGAUUUCCUUUCCCAGUUAGCACCAUCAUCAUCCUCUUUCCUCAUUUAUCAUCUCCACGUGGGACUAACAGUUGUGGGCAACCAACUGAUAGCCAUUGGUGGCUUCGACGGUGCGAGCUACCUCAAGUCCGUUGAGGUCUACGACCCCGAGGCUGCCUGUUGGCGUGUUCAGGGCAAUAUGAAUUCUCGUCGCCUCGGUGGUGGUGUUGGGGUUGUCCGCAUGGCCAGUUUCAGUCGUCCCGGGGACUAUCUAUACGACGUUGACAGCUUCGAACGCAUUUCCAAUGCCCUUUCUCUUUCAACCACCGCGUCCUCUCCAACCGCUGUCGUCACCUCGGCUCGUACCGGGCUC
Messenger RNA from Dibothriocephalus latus, 408 nucleotides. NCBI's taxonomy places the organism in Eukaryota, Metazoa, Platyhelminthes, Cestoda, Diphyllobothriidea, Diphyllobothriidae. The record is from the annotation of a GenBank genome assembly.